AAAACAGUCAAGCAUUCGCGGAGUGUACACAAAAAAGGAAAGACUUUCUUUUCAGCCAGCUGCAGCAGUUGCAAGCACAACAACGAGCGCUGGGGCUGCAGAGAAGCAAAACAAAUUUUUCUACACUUCAACGAAAUGAGCACACAUUUUUAAACUGUCUUAACUGUUAUAAACAUCUAAAAUACAAAAUUGCUCCAAAUUUGAGUGCAAAUAAAAGGCGCAUUUUGGCGCGUAUGUGUGCAGAAUAAAGUGCAAAUAGAAAAGAAAAGAAAAAUUGAUUUUUAACCAGUGUCAAGUGCCAACAACAACAACGAGAGCUAAAACAGCAACAGCAACAAAAUGGUGCAAAAAUUCCAAUCGCCCGUGCGCGUCUACAAAUAUCCCUUUGAGCUCGUUAUGAAGGCCUACGAGCGUCGCUUUCCGAAAUGCCCACAAAUGCCCAUUGUCCUGGACUGCGAAAUUAUCAAGGACGAGUGCCUGGAGAAUGGGGCCAAGCGGAAUACAAGUCGACGCUGCAAGCUGGCCGUCGAUGCGCCGUAUAUCUUUAAGAAAUUGAUUGGCGUCGACUUUGUAUACUUUCUGCAGCACAAUUUCUUGGACAUGUCGAAUCGCACGCUGAGCAUCGAGGCGGUCAACGAGAGCUUCUCGUCGCGCAUCGAAAUCUUCGAGCGUUGCCGCUACUAUGCCCAUCCGGACAAUCCCGAAUGGACGUGCUUUGAUCAGACGGCCACGCUGGAUAUUAAGAACUUUUUCGGUUUCGAGCACUCCAUGGAGAAGAUGGGCAUGAAACAGUAUACACAAACGACGCUCAAAGGCAAGGAGAUAAUUGAGUAUUUCAUCAGCCAGCUCAAAGAGGAGGGCGUCACGCAUGUGGAGCGCUGGGUGCCGCCACUGGAUGCACCCAAGUCGCCAACGACAGAACAGCAUCAUGAUAUACUCCUCGAUGGUGAUUUUAUUGCACGCAAUUUGGGCCAAUUGUCGCCCAUGCAGGAGUCCAAGCUGCUGGAGCUGCGAAAAAUGCUGGAUGGUGUCGAUGAUCUGGAGCGCAUGCCCAGUUAUCAGACCAUCUUGCGUUUCUUGUCAGCACGCGACUGGCACGUUAGCCAGGCCUAUGCCAUGCUCUGUGAUUCGCUCAAAUGGCGUCGCGAGCAUCGAAUCGAUUCACUGCUCGCGGAGUACCAGAAACCAGCCGUUGUGGUUGAUCAUUUUCCCGGCGGCUGGCAUCAUCACGACAAGGAUGGCCGGCCCAUAUACAUACUGCGUCUGGGUCACAUGGACGUGAAGGGCUUGCUCAAGUCUCUAGGCAUGGAGGACUUGCUUAGAUUGGCUCUGCACAUUUGCGAGGAGGGCAUACAGAAGAUUAAUGAAUCGGCCGAACGCCUGGAUAAGCCCGUCCUCAACUGGUCGCUCUUGGUGGAUCUGGAGGGUCUGUCUAUGCGUCACUUGUGGCGGCCCGGCAUCAAGGCCUUGCUCUACAUCACCGAGACCGUGGAGCGCAAUUACCCGGAGACAAUGGGCCGUGUUUUGGUGGUGCGUGCUCCGCGCGUAUUCCCCAUCGCCUGGACUAUUGUCAGCGCUUUCAUAGACGAACACACACGCUCAAAGUUCUUGUUCUAUGGCCCAGACUGUGAGCACAUGAAGGAUGGACUCGCUCAGUAUAUUGAUGAGGAAAUUGUGCCCGAUUUUCUGGGCGGGCCCUGCAAGACCAUGAUACACGAGGGCGGCCUUGUGCCGAAGACGCUUUACAAAAUGAACUCAUUGGAGGAUCAUGAUGAUGAGACGCCCGUUGCUUCACGCGCCGCUUCCGCCUGCGUUGUUGACCUUCCCAAUGAGGGCAAGCGUUUGUCUGCCGCUCAUCAGCACGAUCAUAAAAAUCUCUAUAAGACCGUUGAGCUUAAGGCGGGCUUCACUCACGAGCUGCUCAUACGCAAUAUGGAUCCAAAGAGUGUGCUCACCUGGGACUUUGAUGUGUUGCGUAAUGAUUUGCACUUUACGCUCUAUCGCGUCACCGAAGAGCUGCCGGACAAGAAUGACUCGGCUGUAUCAUAUUUUGAUCUUCAGGACUUUGUCGAAGGUGUCAACUUUUUCAGAGAGGAACCAACGCUCAUCUGUCGACACAAAGAGAGUGUACAGGGCUCGCAUGUGAUGCGUCACAAUGACAGCUAUCUAAUGCACUGGUUCAGUCCAUCGGGUGCACAACUCAAUAUAUUCUACGAGGUGCUUAGCUCGGUUAACUACAAGGGCUCCAUGACCAGUUUGCAGUCUGCAUUCUCAUCGAACUCAUCGGCGGCCAGCUCCUGUCAGAGUCGAUGAUAUGAGCCGAAUGCGCAGAGUGGCGUUGACUCUCAGGCAAGAACGUCGCCAGGCGCGCGGGGCGUCCAAGAGGAGGAGCAGGUGGAUUUGGGACUAUUGUCGGGCACACUGAUGGAGAAGAGUUUGAAUCUAUUUGACACACCGGAUAUAUUUUUUUAAGGCCCAAAAAUUUGCAAUCUCUUUUAGUUUUAUUUAGCAUAAAGUUUAGUUUGGUUUUAAUUGUAUUUCGUAUUAGCACAAUUUUUGCCGUUUAAUUGUUUGUCUAUUUUUAUCUGUUUAUUUUUAUAGUAUAUCAAUCAAUAUACAUAUAUAUAUAUAUAUUUGUAACAAUGUGAAGCCAAAACGAAAUUUGUGGAUUAGGACUUUUAACAUACAUAUAUACGGUUGUAUCAGAUAAUUCAAAUAUCACGUAAUUUUCACAUUCAUUUGAAAGCGUCAAUUAGUCCAUUUUAGCAAGUACAUAAAUUAUAGAUGCUUUAAUACAAACACACUUAUAAAUUAAUACGAAAGCAACGUAAUAUUUGUAGCGCAGCUAAUUUUAUAUGGCUUUUAAUAAUAGUAUCAACAAAAUAACGAAAUUAUGCCACACGUUGUGCGCCUUUGACGCUAGAGCAAAAAUAAUGAGAGUUACAAAUAUCUAAUCAAUGACUACAUGUUACCUAAUUAGUUUAAUUCGGGGUCUAAAACGUAAAAACAAAAUAUACCUUUUAGCCUAUUGCUAUAAUUUUUAAUAAACGAUCAUCAUAAGUACAAUAUCAUUAAAAUUCCGUUUAGGCUACGAAAUUAAAGCUGCAAAAAAAGUUAGCGAUAAACAUUUAAAGUUAAGCGCAUAAUAAUGAUAAUCAACAAUAUAAACAAUAUAUAGAAUUUUAUUUAAAUAGCCAAGCGAAUGCCGUGCAUGUUAACUAAUUGUGUAAGUUGAAAUAAAAAUGCGAGUACAUGUAUAUGUCAAUCUUAA
Drosophila montana is the source of this 3271-nucleotide messenger RNA. It is a transcript of the gene retm, whose product is annotated as real-time. Gene Ontology annotation, cellular component: cytoplasm. The record is from RefSeq and is a predicted model, not a curated record. Lineage: Eukaryota; Metazoa; Arthropoda; Insecta; Diptera; Drosophilidae. Bases 340 to 2313 code for a protein of 657 amino acids. The transcript has 6 exons.